Messenger RNA from Paramuricea clavata, 317 nucleotides. NCBI's taxonomy places the organism in Eukaryota, Metazoa, Cnidaria, Anthozoa, Malacalcyonacea, Plexauridae. The record is from the annotation of a GenBank genome assembly.
AUGGCUGGUUCAAUAUUUCACUUACUGGAAGUAAUCUACGCUAAGAACGUAGCAUGCGAGGUUCAAAAAAUACGCAAUGAACGCUGCUGUGGCUGUAAAAUAUACGAACAGGAUUGUCUAAUGAUGAUGCAUGAACACGAAACUUGGGGAAUGCACGGGUUCAACGCUAUAGAACAAGCUAACAACACGUCCUCCACAUGGAACGAAUUCGUGGCCGCUAUCAAAAUUCUAAACGUAGAAAAUCAUAAAGAUUUUACACAGCACCUGAUGUGUUUGCAAGAAGAACCCAUCAAAACUUUGUCUACACUUUACUACAA